Molecule: messenger RNA, 2028 nt
Organism: Brienomyrus brachyistius
Lineage: Eukaryota; Metazoa; Chordata; Actinopteri; Osteoglossiformes; Mormyridae
Exons: 5
Coding region: 547-1248 (233 amino acids)
Source: RefSeq, a predicted model, not a curated record
GACUAGCAGAUCUGUAAGUACAGCCUGCUGCUUAUUCACCCAGAGAAACCUCGGUGAUCAUUUAUGUAAAAAAAAGACACUUGUUCAAAAUCACAACGUUUAGCUGGAAAACAAUGACCAGCAGUCACAGUGAUGAUGUUAUGGCGGGAAACAUGCCCGUAGCUGCAGCGUUCACAUUUAUCUGUGUGAAUUUAGCUUCUGUAGAGCAAAUAAGGGGAUUAAACUCAUCCAGUGAAAACAAACAGCUGAAUUAGCUACUGCUAAUUAAAAGCUCAGGCUGAAUAAAAAGCAGAGAUCCUCCUUGCCGGGAGAGCUCUCCAGUCCUUGUCGUGUGGAUUAUGCAUCUUUGCGUCUUGCCCUAAAUGUACAUAAGCCUCCCAUUGUACCCCUUUGGAAGGCCUCUCUUUCUGUUUGCAGGCUCAGUACAGUGCCGUGGAGCAGAGCACAGGGGAGCUGCGCCGACGAGCAGGCCAUGGGUAGCGCCUCCUCCACUCUCAGAUCUGUCUCUUCUUCCUCCUGCCCUCCAUCCAUCUCUUAACCCCUCUCAUGUCAUCACACCUUCCUCCUGAGCACCGGCAUAUUUACCGCAGUCGUGCGGCGUCAGCAGACCCUCUCCAGGACCCAUCAGUGCAAAGGAGCAGCACCUCCACACCGCGGCAGCUGAUCCGAGAGUCAAAAAUAAAAGGGAGCGAAAUCUCAAAAGAUAUGAAGCAACAGAGAGCGAAGCAUCCACAGCCUGUGCGGAUUACGGCACCCUCGGGGGAGCGAGGGGGAAGCGUGAAACAUCUUCCUGCCUGUCGCCCAGCAGCUACUGGGGGCCCGCAGCUGGAGGUGUGCUCCCAGAGGAGGGUGCAGUGCAGACAAACAUGCCUGACAUUGGUCUUGGGGUGUCCCUGUUUCCAGGGGAGGAAGGUGCGGCAAUCAGAAGCAGCAUUAAUCAGAGAUCGACGGCUUCACGGCAGGCGUGGUUCCGGCAAGGACCAUGUGUCCCCAAACGUCAAGCAUAUCCAGUCUGAUGCCAAACGGAGCAGGUGGAGUGGGCGACAGAGGCGGUGUGCUUUACAGGGCGGAGAAAGGAGCUUCUGCUGCCUAAUGGAGGCUGCGCCCCCAACUUUCGAGAGAAGAAAAUUUACUACCACUGUGAAUAGAGGGUCCAGGGGCAUGGCUGGGAACUCUGUGCCCCCUGAAUCAGCCGGGGGGCAUCCACACCCCUACUUGAGGGAGCCACAGCUGAACGGACUCAAGUGAACCGUAGGCAGUGCGUUGUUUUACUGGGAACACAUAGCAAUAAAAUAAAUAUCUAAACCAAACCCAGAAGUGGCAGGGGGGGGAGGGGUACCAAUUAAUCCAGUAACACUUUGAGGCAACAGGAAAUGCAAGUGGGGAAGAGAAUGCUAGCAGGUGAUUCUGCACGUGGGUGCGGCGCAGACAAUGCGACAUGACACAGAGAGCGCUGCGAACCACUCAUGAGGAACCUCUGACGCAUCCGUACUUGCCAAAGUGCCCGACCUGUACAUAUGCCAAGGAAUAAACAGCAGAAUGACUAAACGGGCAUCAGCACAUCAGCUGCAGCCCUGGCACAGUCUAUAUCGCAUGCUCUGCAUCUGCGCGUUUCCUUUACAAGGGACAAACUUCGAUUCACACGUGCGCACGCUUGUGGCUCUGAGGCAGGGCAAUCGAUGGUGAUUUAUGUCCCUGACGGCACCCUGUAGAUGACAUUACAUGUAAUCCAUACUUGUUCCUUUGUUCCAGCUGUGAAUCCGGGUCACUGUAAAAAAAAAUUCAAAUCAAAGAUCCAUCAAAAACAUCAAGUGAUAAUGUAACACAUAACAAACAAUUUUAUGCCUUAUUUUUGCCACUGUUCUUGACAUUAUUUUAAUUGUUAUUGCAUUUGACUGAUAACAAUCCCCUAUUAUCUCUGAAUGGAUCCCAGAGAGCAAGCUCCUUUGGGGAUAUUGGGACAGUUAGAUUUCACUGAUAUAGAUAUACAUUAGUGACAGAUAGAUAGGCUAGAUAGAUGGAUUAGAA